Desarmillaria tabescens is the source of this 1820-nucleotide messenger RNA. RefSeq names its product cytochrome P450. Lineage: Eukaryota; Fungi; Basidiomycota; Agaricomycetes; Agaricales; Physalacriaceae. The transcript has 10 exons. The record is from RefSeq and is a predicted model, not a curated record. Gene Ontology annotation, molecular function: heme binding; monooxygenase activity; oxidoreductase activity, acting on paired donors, with incorporation or reduction of molecular oxygen. Bases 60 to 1544 code for a protein of 494 amino acids.
CCUAUGCUUCUCGAUAUAUAAAGGUCAGUCCAAGCAGCCUACCUAAAACUGGUCCCUCGAUGAGCCUCUCUUCUUCUUUCACUUUCUCUACCUUAAUCUUCCUCGUCUUAAUAAUCGCACGGGCUUAUAAUUUCACCCUUAGACGUCUUUCCCUCCCUCCAGGACCCCGAGGGAGCUUAUUUCUUGGUGUCAAGAAUCGCCUCACUACCUCUGCGCCGUGGAAGCAGUAUGCUCAAUGGGCAGUGCAUUACGGAAGCUCGGUGAUAUCCUUCCGUGUAUACAAUCGUCGCGUCAUCGUGCUCAAUGACAGCAAAUCGGUACAUGACCUUCUUGACAAGCGUGCCAACAUCUACUCAGAUCGGCCAAAAGCAUGGAUGUAUCAUGAGAUAUGCGCUCGCGGAAAAUCUGUUUUCAAUAUAUCGUCCUUGGAUAAUCGCCACAAACAGUAUCGACGACUACUUCAGGAAGGCAUCGGCGCGAAAGCGACACAGCAAUAUUCGUCACUCUUGGAUGCUAUGGCAGACACGAUGGUGGAGAGUUUCAUCAAAAGCCCUGAAGAAUAUGUACAUCAUUUGCGGAGAAAUUCUGCUGCAGUAAUUAUGAAAGUGGCAUACGGAUAUACCGUUACCGAAAAUGACGAUUUUAUUGGCGUUGCCGAGGAGUCGGCCAGGAUUUCUGCACAGGCGUUGACCCCUGGCAGGUGGCUUGUCGAUUACUAUCCCAUUGUUCGCUUUCUCCCAUCUUGGUUACCAUUCACUGGUUUCAAACGUCAAGGUGCGGAGUGGAAAAAGCGUCUGGACUCUCUAUCCGGAGUUCCGCACGAAUGGGUCAAAAAACAAAUGGCCUUGGGCGGAUACACCGAGUCUUUCACCUCCCGUCUUCUCAAUACAAAAAGCGGAAGUGAUCCUGAAGAGGAGGAUAUUAUCAAAUGGUGCGCCGGGGGGUUAUACGCGGGAGCUGCGGAUACCACCGUUUCAGCUAUGAUAUCAUUCCUCAUGCUCAUGGCUCGCUAUUCCGAAGUGCAAGAGCGAGCUCAAGCUGAGAUAGAUGAUGUAAUUGGACGAGACAAUUCUCCUCGUACAACAGAUCUCUCCAAGCUGGUAUAUUUACCUGCGGUUCUCAAAGAGAUUCUUCGAUUUGCCCCUGUAGCUAACCUUGCACUCCCCCAUAAAUUAAUUUGCGAAGACGAAUAUCGUGGCUUUCGGAUACCAAAGAACGCGACAAUAAUAGCCAAUGUUUGGGCAAUCAUGCAUGAUCCUGAGCUAUAUCCUCGGCCGUUCGAAUUCGACCCAAACAGAUACACAGCGCCAAACCAAAGUUCUUUCCCUAUAAAUCCAGACCCUCGCCUGUUCGCAUUCGGCUAUGGACGGCGUACGUGUCCAGGUAUUCAAUUCGCCGAAGUGUCCAUGCUGCUUUCCAUGUCCAAUAUACUCUCCAAAUUUACCAUCAGUUGUCCAAUCAAGCCCCUUCCAGACAUUGAAUUCUCUUCGGGAAUCACUAGUCAUGUAAAGCCAUUCGAGAUCUGCAUCACACGUCGCACGUGAAUGUAGAGAGAGGGAUUGACGACUUCCAUCAUACAAUUUCCGGCUAAGCUUUAGGCUGCGAGAACCGCACUCACUCGGCGCAAACAAUGCCCGAUAUAAUCUAUAAAAGUUCGAUGAAUAGAAACUGGUUAUAAUCAAGGUAGGUAUAAUAUGUAGCUUAGUACAUAAUGGAAUAACUAGCCACGGAAUGUUCGUAAAGACCGCCUAUCUUGCCACAGUUCCUACCAGAACGUGGUGAAAAUUAAGUACAUGCUAGCAACUGUGAAACUCUACCGU